Molecule: messenger RNA, 1394 nt
Organism: Drosophila willistoni
Lineage: Eukaryota; Metazoa; Arthropoda; Insecta; Diptera; Drosophilidae
Product: mastermind-like protein 2
Exons: 3
Coding region: 48-1328 (426 amino acids)
Source: RefSeq, a predicted model, not a curated record
UGGGCCAGGCUUUUGUUGGAUUAUGCAAUGCGAACGAUGGUGAAAAUAUGCAAAAGCCAUUGUCAUCGCCAUCAUCGUUGUCAUACGUCAAUGAAUCAUUAUUAACGGAAGCACCGAUUUGGUCGCAAUUUCUCGAAGAUUAUGUCUUGAGCCAAAGCAGCAGUCAACGGACCUCUAAAGAUUUACCCUAUAUGGGCAACGAUAUGAUGGGCGGAGGACCCAUCAAUUAUCAUUCGUCCGCCUAUAAGAGACCUGGUAAUAAUAUUUAUAUUACACGACGCAUAGGUGAGGCUGUGGAAUUGGAGCCACAUUUACGUAAACCAGUAGAAAGUCCAAUUGUCAAUCCACAAUUUCGACCCAUGACCAAUCAAAUGUUGCACCAGCAGCAGCAGCAACAUCAGCAGCAACAACAGUUGCAACAACGUCAGCAACCUGGAUUUCUGCAGCAAUUAUUUGGUUUUGGUGGCGGUAGUUCUAGCUCUAGUAAUUCCCCACAAUCCCAAUCCCAUUUGCGCCCUGUGCCCCUGCAACAGCAACAGCAACAACAACAACAACAGUUGCAGCCUCCAUCGCAUCCCCACACAUCAGGCGGAGGUGCUCAACCGACAACAUUUCGAGCUGUUUCCGAGAAUGAUUUAUACCUACUUGGAGCCAUCGAAAAGCUGGUCUAUCGUGUUGAUUAUUUGGAAAGUCGUGUACGUCGAACGGAGCAAUUGAUCUAUUACUUGAUGGCGGGCAACAAUCAGAAGGAAGUCAAGGAUCCAUGUCCUACAAAUUUCACAAGGAUUAGUGACAAUUGUUAUUACAUCAACAGUCAUCAGCAGGUCAACUGGAAGACAGCGAAUACGGCUUGCAAAGCACUCAAUGCCCAUUUGGCCGAAUUCGAGAAGGUAUCGGAGAAUGAGGAGAUUAUGGCCUAUUUGCUAAAUCAACCGGCUCAUAGGGGACGGGAUUAUUGGUUGGGCGGCCUGAAUCCUGGUCUCCUGUGGAUAUGGUCGAAUUCGGCUAAGCCAGUGAAUCCCAAUACAAAUCUCACAUCGAUAGCCAUGUCACAGAAGGAGAAGGGUGACAAUGCCACAGCAACCAAUCUGGUGGACAGUGACGACGAGGAGCAUAAGGAGGAAGAGACGGGCGAUAUACUCAACAAUACGGUACAGAUUGAGGGCAAGGGUCGCUGCCUCCGCCUGUCCUACAAUGCUGGCAAGCAUAGCUACGCCUACUAUGGACAGGAAUGCACCUCGCGACACUAUUAUAUAUGUGAGCAUGAGGACAAGACUCUGGACAAUAAGAUCAAGAAAAUAACUCGAGAGCUAAAGCUGUUCGAGUAGGGUAUGCCAUGUGAUAGAUCGGCAGAAAUCCUAUAUAAACAUAAACAUUUAGCCAUAUUACGUAAA